CUCUUAUUCGCUUCACACGACAAACGCUUGGUCACUCACAGGCAGCGCUAAGUUGUGGAAGUAGCACGGCCGUGGAGAAAUAACGCUUAUAUUGAAAAUAUUUGUAUACAGUGAACGUAUAAAUUCACACGAAAUGGCCACACGCAUUAUGCAUUUGCCAAAACACGGCCUCCGCAGUCUUGUGAAAACAAGCGCUCUCGCUCGCAACUACGCCAGCAGCACCGGCACCGCGUCCUCACCACAAUUCACCACACUGAGCGUGGACGAUAAGACCGGCAUCGCCACACUCACACUCAAUCGACCGCCAGCGAAUGCGCUCAACGCCGCUUUCAUGGGCGAAAUAGCGCGCUCCAUUAAAGAGUUAGAGCAAUCGAAAUGUCGGGGCCUCAUACUCACUUCGUCGUUGGAGCGCAUUUUCUGCGCUGGUCUCGAUCUGAAAGAAUGCUACAAAACAGAGACGUUGCAUUUGCAGGGCAUUUGGGUUGCUUUGCAAAAUCUCUGGCACACGCUCUACUCUUCGCCGCUCAUCACUGUAGCGCUAAUUAACGGUCACACGAUAGCGGGCGGUUGCAUGCUAGCGCUGAGUAGCGAAUAUCGUAUUAUGCUGCCAAAUUUUAAGAUCGGCAUCAACGAAACUAUGGUGGGACUAGCGGUGCCGAUGUGGUUGAUAGACACCUACCUCAAUGUUAUAUCCAACAGGCGCGUUGGUGAAUGGGAUCUAACAGCUAGUCGUAUCUAUAGUAGUGACGGCGCACUGAAGGCCGGUCUAGUUGAUGAGUUGGCAGCUAGCAAAGAGCAAGGGCUGCAAAGAGCUAUAGCUUUCAUCAGCAGCUAUCCCAAGCAUUCGCUGACGGCGCGUGCGAUCACCAAACAACAGUUUCGGACGCACGAUUUAAAGAACUUCGAAGAUAAUCGUCAACAUGAUUUGGAAAUAUUUCUGAGCACCAUACAGAAGCCUCAUGUGCAGUCAUAUCUGGGAGAAUAUUUGGAGAGUUUGAAGAAAAAGGCGUAGGUAAUCAUAAUACCCAAAAGAGAAACAAAAUUUGUGUUCAGCGUAAAAGUUUGCUUGCAAGUAAAAAAAUAUGUAUCGAAAAAGGUGGAGACAUACAUAUGCUUUUGAAAGACUAUACUGUUAUAUUAUAUACUAUUUGAGAUAUGUAUAUUAUAUAUUAAAAUUUUACAUUACAUAG
This is a messenger RNA of Bactrocera oleae (olive fruit fly), 1190 nucleotides long. RefSeq names its product enoyl-CoA delta isomerase 1, mitochondrial. NCBI's taxonomy places the organism in Eukaryota, Metazoa, Arthropoda, Insecta, Diptera, Tephritidae. The record is from RefSeq and is a predicted model, not a curated record. Gene Ontology annotation, cellular component: mitochondrion. Gene Ontology annotation, biological process: fatty acid beta-oxidation.